Messenger RNA from Diabrotica balteata, 1017 nucleotides. Lineage: Eukaryota; Metazoa; Arthropoda; Insecta; Coleoptera; Chrysomelidae. The record is from the annotation of a GenBank genome assembly.
AUGAGUGAAGAAGUGACGUCUCCCGGCUUUUUCGGUAGAUCCGGUAUUUUGGAGACUCACGUUCGCGGUCAGUGGUAUCGUGUGUUUGUUACCCUCGAAGAAGACUAUCUGAGUAUCACUCUCGACGAAUCCUACGAAAACACGACAACUCUUAACGGAACCCUAAACAAUAACAUAGAAACUCCUUCCGGUCUAAGCGAUACACCUGACAUACCGGAGGCCGUAGCUAAUGAGAAGAGAUUGGUGCGUGUCAUCAAGUCGGAGAAUAAUGGUUUGGGGAUUUCGAUUAAGGGCGGACGGGAGAAUAAGAUGCCGAUACUCAUUAGUAAGAUCUUCAAAGGGAUGGCAGCUGAUCAGACGGAGCAGUUGUACGUUGGGGAUGCUAUUUUGUCGGUCAACGGAGAUGAUUUAAGGGAGGCGACACACGACGAGGCUGUGAAGGCUCUAAAAAGAGCAGGGAAGGUUGUGGAAUUAGAAGCAAACUUCAUUAAAUAUUCACCACUACCAUGGAUAUUGACUAAAACGAUUGCAAAUAAUUAUUCCGAUUAUAAAUGGAAUAUACUAAACGAGCAAGCCCCUAACGGACCUUUUGCCGACAUUCAGUUUGUUGACUGUUCAAAUAUAAUGUCACCACGAAUGAGAAAUGCAGUUUUAUCAGCCAAUGAAUCUGAUCAUGGAUAUGAUGAUGAUAAUGAAAAGUGUGUAUGGAAUUAUUUUUAUAGAAUCACUAAUUAUAAUAUUAAUGUUUGUAAAAAUUGUUUUAAGAAGUUCAACUUAGCUCACAAAUUACAUAAAAAAUCGUUACGUACAGUAUUUGAACAUUAUCAUAUUGUUUUUGAGAGGCUCGAAUAUGUAUCAUACGUUCAACGAUAUACAUGGUCCACGAAACCCCUUGCCGGUGAUGAUACUGAAUUUAUGGAACAGCACAUUACAGGAAAUUACCUUUUGGAUGCUCCAGAAGUCCAUAUUCGGAAAGAAGGAGGGCAACUGUAUUGGUAUAGGGAACUACAAGAAUAA